UAUGUUCCCCAGUCUCCUAAAAUGCUCUCAGGACUCGGCUUCUUCGUCACUUCGCUUUAAGGCGCUCCAAAGCGUUAGGAUACCGGAAAUAUCCAAGACUGACUCACAGCCCGAACACGCAAGCGGCGGCUGACGGGCUCUGUGAUCGACCGAAAGGAGUCAGCUGCGAAGACGGGCCUGGACGGCUGGCCGCGAAUGAAGUUCGGAUCCCGGCGGUUUCUUGGACUGGUGGUUGAAAACUGGAGAUCCGAGACUUGGCGAGGACGGAGUAAACGUGAAUGAGGACGGGAGCUGCAGAUUUGGGAGUUCGGUGUCAGGACAGUUAUAUAUAUUGAAGGGGGGGAGGUGCUGAUGUGGUUGGUCUCUAGGCCCUGACAUUCAUGCUUGCUGCUUUAAGACAUCGCUGGAUCGUGCAUAGUCAAGCCAGUGCACUCCUGCUUCAGGAAUGGCUCCGCAGUUUCGCAGUUAUGUCUGGGAUCCUGCUCUUAUCCUCUCCCAGAUCGUACUCAUGCAGGCAGUUUACUAUAGCUCGCUGGGACUCUGGUUGGUUCUGGUGGACAGCCUGGUUCAAAACAGCCCUUCCCUUGACCAGAUUUUCAGCUAUGAGGUUUUGGGGUUCUCCACCUCACCUGGCAGGCUUGCUAUGAUGGCUUUCAUCCUGAAUGCACUCACCUGUGCCAUCGGCUUACUGUAUUUCAUUCGGCGAGGAAAGCAGUGUUUGGAUUUCACAGUCACCGUUCACUUUUUCCAUCUUUUGGGCUGCUGGAUUUACAAUGCACACUUUCCAACUGCCUUGACAUGGUGGCUUGUACAUACUGUGUGUACAGCACUCAUGGCUGUGAUUGGGGAAUACCUCUGUAUGCGAACAGAACUGAAGGAAAUCCCAUUAAAUUCAGCUCCCAAAUCCAAUGUAUAGAUUCCCAGUAGAUCCCGUCUCUUUCUCCGUCGGCUUCAUCAUCUUGGUGCUAAUGUGGUACAUGAGAAUGUCUUUAAAGCAACCCAGCAGGUCUGUACUUACUUUUUUUAAACAAAACAACUUGGCUGGAAGCCUGAGGUUUGUGAUGCUUCCAUAGGUACAAGAUGGGACAAAUCAGAUUUUGAUAAAGCACACUUUAACGCUCAUGUAGGCACACCCAUUUUGCUUCAGUGGCACAGACAAGAUUCCGUGAUGGACAACAAAACAAAAGCAGAAAAUGGGCUCCUUUUGUGAGAUGCGCACUGGGUUGUAGGAAUUGGAGCUGCCUUUCUCUGCAUUAUGGAAGCCACCAAGACAGUUGACUUUAGGCAGUGCACAACAAAAGUUCCAUUUUGCUCCCCACCAUACCUCUUAUUUCUGUUUUACUUCCAGUCUUUUGAAUUAAAAAUCAAAGAGCUCAGACAAAGUAGUAAGGCAUGAUGCUGUAUUUCUCACUUGGCUGCUGUGAUUCCAGAAAACGUGGCUAAAGGCAAAGAGGAAAGUGACCAUAUUUAUUGGACUGAAGAGAAUGAGUUGUGGAAAGUAAAUAAAACUGCCAUUUUGCAUUGGGGUUUUGCUGCUUACUGAUCAGGUGGAGUAAUAUUGUUGCUUUACAUGGCAACGGCGGAGAAAUGGGAGUCAUCGGACAGGAAUAUUGUUCAAGAAGCAACCAAGAAGGUAAAUGGCACCCUACAAGUCGGCCAGCUUGGCACCCUUUAUGUCUAGCAUAGAGGGCUAGCUGUAGGCUGUAGUUGCUCCAGAUGAGCCUUUUUGUUGUGUAGUAUUGCAAUGAAUGUACUUCCUUCUCUCUGAUCGUCAAAUUCUAGUACUUAUAAUCAAGGACACUAUCUUUUUCUGUUACAGAAUGCUGUGUUGGCACAUAAAGAACAGGACUAUUAACUAGUUUCUGAACUGAGCCAUAUCAAGAGAAAUUUGUUCUGCAUACAACUUCAGUUAUUGCCUGUGCAUAGAGGCCUGUGUAGCUACCUAAUAGCCUCUGUCUCAUAUGGUCAAAACUGUCCCCUUUUUAAAAGGGUGGGGUUGUUUUGGACAAGAGGCUUAAUGUGUAAUAGAGCCAUUUGUAGCUGUCAAUGGAAAUAACUGGUUUUAAACAAUGACUUUACUUCCUUGCAGAUACACCACUGAGCUUUCCUUUGUACAUAAAUAUUUGUCAAUGGUAUUAGUUUGUAUAAAUUAUAUGGGUAAGUUAAUGCUUGGUUUGUAAUGAUUAGGGGGAUAAUUUUGCAAAUGGAUCUCGAUAAACUGUCUCAAAAGCU
This is a messenger RNA of Rhineura floridana, 2232 nucleotides long. RefSeq names its product SYS1 golgi trafficking protein (gene SYS1). The transcript has 5 exons. Gene Ontology annotation, biological process: Golgi to endosome transport; protein localization to Golgi apparatus; Golgi to plasma membrane protein transport. Gene Ontology annotation, cellular component: Golgi membrane; trans-Golgi network. Bases 446 to 916 code for a protein of 156 amino acids. The record is from RefSeq and is a predicted model, not a curated record. NCBI's taxonomy places the organism in Eukaryota, Metazoa, Chordata, Lepidosauria, Squamata, Rhineuridae.